Molecule: messenger RNA, 156 nt
Organism: Pyricularia oryzae 70-15
Lineage: Eukaryota; Fungi; Ascomycota; Sordariomycetes; Magnaporthales; Pyriculariaceae
Exons: 2
Coding region: 1-156 (51 amino acids)
Source: RefSeq, a predicted model, not a curated record
AUGUACCCGGAGAGCAAGCCAACCAUCACGACUCGUUCCCAGCUUGGCGGAUCCCCUACAGAGUGUGAUUGCACCGAGGACAACGGUGAAUGGCGCUUCCGUCCGACCCGUCCCAUGACCAUCUUGUUUUCGAGGCAGCUGCUUAAAAUGGGAUGA